AUGCGUUUCACUGCCGCCACUGUUGCCUUCUUCGCCGGCCUUGCCGUUGCCGCCCCCGGUGCUGCUGACCAGACCGUCUACGAGACUGAUGAGGUUACCAUCACCUCCUGCGCUCCCACCGUCACCGACUGCCCCGGCAACUCCGGUGUUGAGCCCACUGGCACCCCCGCCAUGACCACCAGCGUUCCUGCUGAGGUCACCAGCAGCGUCCCCAGCGCUGGCUCUUCCGAGACCCCUGCCUGGUCCGAGACCCCCGCCUGGUCCUCCGAGACCCCCGCCUGGACUGCUCCCGCCUCCAGCGCUGCCUCCUCUGGCGUCCCCCCCGUUGCUCCCUCCAUGAGCACCGGUGUUCCCCCCGUCGCCCCCGUCGGUACCCCCUCGGUCACCGCCAUCACUACUUGCAUCCCCACCGUCAUCUACUCUACCGUGACUCCCUCCGCCACUGCCCCCGCUGGCAACGGCGGUAACGGUGGUGGUGUCCCCCACCCCAGCAAGGGCCCCUCCGGUGUUUCCCCCUCCGGCACUGCCUCUGCUACCCCCGCCGCCUCCUCCCCUGCCUUCAACGGUGCUGGUGCUCUCUCCGGCUCCGUCGGCUUCGCUGGCUUCGCCGCCAUCGCUGCUUUCGUUCUGGCUUAA
Molecule: messenger RNA, 636 nt
Organism: Penicillium antarcticum
Lineage: Eukaryota; Fungi; Ascomycota; Eurotiomycetes; Eurotiales; Aspergillaceae
Product: GPI anchored serine-rich protein
Exons: 1
Coding region: 1-636 (211 amino acids)
Source: RefSeq, a predicted model, not a curated record